Molecule: messenger RNA, 1230 nt
Organism: Sporisorium graminicola
Lineage: Eukaryota; Fungi; Basidiomycota; Ustilaginomycetes; Ustilaginales; Ustilaginaceae
Exons: 2
Coding region: 1-1230 (409 amino acids)
Source: RefSeq, a predicted model, not a curated record
AUGACGAGACUCUACCUCUUUAUUGACGUGCAACAUUGCUUUUUCGAGUCGGAAGAACCUUCGGCUAUUCUUCCCGCGGCCUCUACGUACCGGACGCGGUGGGAGCAUCUCCUCGAAAGAGCGCGCAAGAGAGCUGCAGAGCCGUCGUCGGACCUCACAGUGGCCCACGUGCAGCAUGAGGAAGACGGUGAUGACGGCUUCAAGCGCGGCACCGUGGGUUGGCAGCUCGAGCUUCCUGCACUGGCUCAAGAGAAAGUGUAUCGCAAGACAACGCCUUCUGUAUUCGAAUCAAAUCCAGGCCUAGCUGAAGAUCUCAAAGCAAAACGUGUCAAACAUCUGAUCCUUGCAGGUGCUCAGUCAGAGUGCUGCGUCCAAGCAACCGCCAGAGGGGCGCUUCAUCAUGGCUUCAAAGUCACCCUCCUCUCUGGCGCACACCAUACUCUUGGCGAGUCGCUCCAAGCCGCCAACGACAUCUCGGCCAGAGAAGAGGAGGCGCUGCAGGCAGAAGGUGUUAACCUUGUACCUUGGGACAAGUACAGUUGUUCCCAUAAGCUCACCUUCCAGGCCUCCGUGUCCACCAUACAAGCCCGCCAGCUCAGUUCAUUGCGGCAACAGGCUGCUCAGCUGGUGCUGCGCGACUCAUCUGGCGGCCACGGUGCAGAGUCAAUGCCCUGCCACCGCAACUUCAUCCUGCGGCGCUUUGGACGCAACCAUCAAGCACUACCAGCAACCGGGUUCCUCCUUGUGGAAUGGUUUGCAGACAUGGCAGUAUUCGAACUUACCACAGCAUCAAGCACGAGCCCAACGCUCUUCAGUCGUGGCAAACAGAUGUUGGCCUCCUCCAUAAAGGCUUCCAGCCUUUCCCGCGUGCCUUCUUCAUCAGCACCCUCUGCUCAGCAAUGGAAAAGCUUGGCCUGCAGCCGUCGCAGUAUGCAGGCCACUCAUUCCGUCGACACUUGGGCCGCCUCUUGCGGCGUCGACAAAACACCAUCCAGCUUCUUGCCCGCUGGUUCUCUGACUGCUACCGCCGCUACAUCGAUCGGUCAGCAGUUGAACGGCGAUCUUUGGUUAUCUCCUCCAUCUUCGCGUUCCGACACGGCCCCUUGGUGCCCACCAGCCUCCCUUGGCGGGACCCUGUCCUCUGAUUCUGUGGGCGGGCAGCUCAUGCGGUACUCACCUGCCCAAAGUGCUAAAGCGCUCUCCUCUGCGCUGGCGCUGCAGCCUCUGUGA